AUGCAACUCUCCGUUCUCCUAAUUCUCCUCACCGCUGGAGUAGCGUCUGCGAAAUUUUGCAUUGGUGCAUCCAUCGUAUGCGUCUGUCACGCGGCCGCCCUGCAUCCGAACACAAGCGUGAAACUCUGGAACGACCUCUGUAUAACAGCCCGUGCGUAUCUUGCGGCCGAACGUGUUGGUCACAACGUCAGCAGUGUCACCGAUUGCGCUAUCGUUACACGCUGGUUCUUCCGGUCAAUUCUCCGAGUAAAAAACAUCGAAGUGUUGGACUAG
Molecule: messenger RNA, 273 nt
Organism: Pyrenophora tritici-repentis Pt-1C-BFP
Lineage: Eukaryota; Fungi; Ascomycota; Dothideomycetes; Pleosporales; Pleosporaceae
Source: RefSeq, a predicted model, not a curated record